AUGAAGGUUCCUGGAUCUCUGAUAACAUCCUCCAAGGUUCCUGGAUCUCUGAUAACAGCCUCAAAGGUUCCUGGAUCUCUGAUAACAUCCUCCAAGGUUCCUGGAUCUCUGAUAACAGCCUCCAAGGUUCCUGGAUUUCUGAUAACAGCCUCCAAGGUUCCUGGAUCUCUGAUAACAGCCUCCAAGGUUCCUGGAUCUCUGAUAACAGCCUCCAAGGUUCCUGGAUCUCUGAUAACAUCCUCCAAGGUUCCUGGAUCUCUGAUAACACCCUCCAAGGUUCCUGGAUCUCUGAUAACAGAGAUCCAGGAGUCGAACCUUGGAGUCGAACCUUGGACCUCCAAGGUUCCUGGAUCUCUGAUAACAGCCUCCAAGGUUCCUGGAUCUCUGAUAACAGCCUCCAAGGUUCCUGGAUCUCUGAUAACAGCCUCAAAGGUUCCUCUGGCCGCCUUGGAGGCUCCGAGGUUCUUGCGCCUCUGGCAUUGCCCUCCAGUCUCUUGGCUUACUCGUCACCAGGCUCCAGAAUUUCUUUGUGGCUGCACUUUUGAGGAGUCUUACAGCAGCUGUGGGUACAGCGUGUCUUUAGGAACCAACGGAUUUACUUGGGAACAGGUCAACUCCUGGGAAAAACCCACCAUGGAUCCCGCCCUGCCCACUGGCUCGUUUAUGGUAGUGAAUGCAUCGGGCCGUGCGUCAGGACAGAAGGCUCACCUGUACAUGCCCACCCUGAAGGAGAACGACACCCACUGCAUCGACUUCCUGUACUCUCUGUCCAGUCGCGACGGGGCAAGCCCAGGAACUUUAAACGUCUACAUCAAGGUGAAUGGAGGCGCUCAAGGUAACCCGGUGUGGAACGCCUCGGAUACCGUCACCGAAGGCUGGGUCAAGGCUGAACUCGCCAUUUCCACAUUCUGGCCCAACUCCUAUCAGGUAAUAUUCGAGGCGGUUUCGGUCCAAGGCCACCCAGGUUUCAUCGCCAUCGAUGACAUACGAGUUCUCGCUCAUCCUUGCCGUAAAGCUCCUCAUUUCCUGCGGCUGCAAAAUGUGGAGGUGAACGUGGGACAAAAUGCCACGUUCCAGUGCACUGCUGGAGGGAAAUGGUCUCAGCAUGAUAAACUCUGGCUGCAGCAGUGGAACGGAAAAGAUACGGCGCUGAUGGUGACCAGGGUGGUCAACCACCGCCGCUUCUCUGCGACGGUGAGCGUUGGUGACACGUCGCAGCGGAGCACCAGCCGCUACCGCUGCGUCAUCCGAUCUGGCGGAUCCGGAGUUUCCAACUACGCCGACUUGAUCGUUAAAGCCCCGCCCACUCCCAUCGCUCCCCCUGAACUCCUCGCCGUUGGCGCCACCUACCUGUGGAUCAAACCCAACGCCAACAGCAUCAUCGGAGACGGGCCGAUCAUCCUGAAGGAGGUGGAGUACCGCACCACUACAGGAAACUGGGCUGAGACCCACGUGGUUGACGCCCCCACCUACAAGUUAUGGCACCUGGACCCAGAUGUGGAGUACGAGAUCAAGGUUCUGCUGUCCAGACCGGGCGAAGGGGGGACUGGGCCGCCGGGGCCGGCGCUGAUAACCAGGACUAAAUGUGCAGAUCCCGUCCACGGACCCCAGAACGUCAAUGUGGUGGACGUCCGCGCCCGCCAGCUGACCAUCCAGUGGGAAACGUUUGGAUAUGCCGUGACGCGAUGCCACAGCUACAAUCUGACUGUUCAGUACCAGUAUGUGUUCAAUCAGCAAGAGUUUGCAGCUGAGGAGUUGAUCCAGACGUCGUCUCAUUACACGCUGAGGGGACUGAGGCCCUUCGUCACGGUCAGGCUGCGCCUCGUUCUGGCCAACCCCGAGGGCAGCAAAGAGAGCGAGGAGAUCGUCAAACAGACGGAGGAGGACGUGCCCGGGUCUGUGCCGAUGGAGUCGCUGCAGAAUACGCCAUACGAAGAGAAGAUCUUCAUGCAGUGGAAAGCUCCCAAUGAGACCAACGGGGUCAUCACUCUGUAUGAGAUCACAUACAAGGCCCUGAGUUCCCUGGAUCCCAGUGCUGACCUGACGACCCAGAGGGGACGAGUGUUCAAGCUGAGGAACGAGACCCACCAUCUGUUUGUCGGCCUUUACCCCGGAACCACCUACUUCUUCACCCUGAAAGCCUCCACCAACAAGGGCUUCGGGCCCCCCGUCACCACCCGCAUAACCACAAAGAUCGCAGCUCCCAUGAUGCCGGAAUAUGAAUCAGAAAUGGCUCUCAAUGAGACGGAGACAACCAUCACCAUCCUGCUGAAGCCUGCCCAGUCCAGAGGAGCACCAAUCAGCUCCUACCAGCUUGUUGUGAAGGAAGAGAGGAAGUCUAAAAGUCGGCGUGCCGCCUCUGAAGCUCCAGAGUGCUUUUCUGCCCCGUUCAGCUUCCGCAACGCCUCCAUCCUCAACUCUGGGUACUACAUGGCUGCUGAUCUUCCGCCUUCCAGUCUCACGGUGGUUCAGCCAUUCACAGUGGGAGACAACAAAAGCUACGGUGGCUUCUGGAACCCUCCGCUGUCACCGGCCAAGAGCUACAGCAUCUACUUCCAGGCUAUGAGCAGAGCCAAUGGGGAAACCAAAAUCAACUGCGUCCGUCUGGCUCGCAAAGUGGUAAUAGGUAGGGGACAAAUAACAACGCCGUACAUUCUAGUCAUCCCAAGCGAAGGUGCAUCCACCCAGGAUUCGGACGCCAUGGAGCCGGAGAAGCAGGUGGACAGCACGGUGAAAAUGGCUGGCAUGAUCGCAGGGAGUCUUAUGAUCAUCAUCAUCCUCCUCGGGGUCAUCCUGACCUUCAAGCGCAGAGAGAUUCACACAUGGAGAACUCUGAGCGUGGGAAGACAUGCUUAUUCCUACUCUUAUUACCUGAAGUUGGCCAAAAAGCAGAAGGAAACUGCGAGCAGCUCCACCCAGCAGAGGGAGAUGGGUCCGGUCACCACGGCUGAUAAGAGCACCACUAAAGUGAGCACCUUGCACAAAGACGACCCGUUCUCCACGUCCAGCCCAGACCUCAACGGCUUCAGUGAGUCCCCCCCCUGCUCCUUCUCUGUGCAGGGAAGCAAAACACUGCAGAGCAAAUCCUUGCUGAAUUCCUACUACUCAGUAUCCAAAGAGCCUGUUCCAGCUACAACUUCAAUAGAUGGAAGCCAGCCGUCUCUGGCGCAGCCGUCCCUGACUUUACAAAGUUUUCCUUACGGAGGCUGUGAGUCUGUGGAGCUCUCCUACCAGAGCGGUCAGUUCCAGGCGGGCCAGUUUCAGCCAGCUAUUCGAGUUGCAGAUCUCCUGCAGCACAUCACACAGAUGAAAUGUGGACAAGGAUAUGGCUUUAAGGAAGAAUAUGAGGCUUUGGCGGAGGGUCAGACAGCACCGUGGGAGACGGCCAAGAAGGACGAGAAUCGCAACAAGAACCGCUACGGCAACAUCAUCGCAUACGAUCACACCAGAGUCCGACUGCAGCUGCUGGAUGGAGACCCUCACUCCGACUACAUCAACGCCAACUAUAUUGAUGGCUAUCACAGACCCAGACAUUACAUCGCAACACAAGGGCCCAUGCAGGAAACGGUGAGGGAUUUCUGGAGGAUGGUUUGGCAGGAAAACUCGGCCUCUAUUGUCAUGGUUACAAAUCUGGUGGAGGUGGGACGGGUGAAAUGUGUUCGUUACUGGCCUGAUGAGACAGAGGUCUAUGGAGACAUCAAGGUGACCCUGAUAGAAACUGAGCCUCUGGCUGAAUACGUCAUCCGGACAUUCACUGUCCAAAAGAAGGGCCACCAUGAGAUCCGUGAACUUCGUCAGUUUCACUUCACCAGCUGGCCGGAUCACGGCGUUCCCUGUUACGCCACGGGACUGCUGGGCUUCAUACGGCAGGUCAAGUUCCUCAAUCCACCGGACGCUGGACCCAUAGCGGUACACUGCAGCGCUGGUGCAGGGAGGACAGGUUGCUUCAUCGCUGUGGACAUCAUGCUGGACAUGGCAGAGAAUGAAGGAGUGGUGGAUAUUUUCAACUGCAUCCGUGAACUAAGAUCCCAACGGGUCAACAUGGUCCAGACAGAGGAGCAGUAUGUGUUUGUUCAUGACGCCAUCUUGGAAGCAUGUCUAUGUGGGAACACAGCGAUUCCAGUGUGUGAGUUCAGGGUUUACUACAAUAUCAGCAGACUGGAUCCACAGACCAACUCCAGCCAGAUUAAAGAUGAGUUCCAGACGCUGAAUAUAGUGACACCUAGAGUUCGUCCAGAAGACUGCAGCGUGGGCUUACUGCCCCGGAACCACGAUAAGAACCGCAGUAUGGACGUUCUGUCUGCUGACCGAUGUCUGCCUUUCAUAUCUGUUGAUGGCGAGAGCUCCAACUACAUCAACGCUGCAUUAAUGGAUAGCCACAAGCAGCCAGCAGCCUUCAUCGUUACCCAGCAUCCUUUGCCAAACACCAUGGGGGACUUCUGGAGGCUGGUGUUUGACUACAACUGCUCCUCCAUUGUCAUGCUCAACGAGAUGGAUGCAGCACAGUUAUGUAUGCAGUACUGGCCGGAGAAGAACUCAUGCUGUUACGGCCCGAUUCAAGUGGAGUUCAUAUCAGCGGACAUCGAUGAAGACAUCAUCAACCGAAUCUUCAGGAUCUGCAACAUGGCUCGGCCACAGGACGGUUACCGCCUGGUGCAGCACUUCCAGUUCAUUGGCUGGCCCGCCUACAGGGACACGCCUCUUUCGAAGCGCUCCAUCCUCCAGUUGGUCCGGAGGUUGGCCAAGUGGCAGGAGCAGUACGACGGCGGAGACGGGAGGACUGUGGUGCACUGCCUCACCGGUGGAGGACGUUCUGGAACGUUUUGUGCCAUCUGCAGCAUCAAUGAGAUGAUCCAGCAGCAGAACAUUGUGGACGUUUUCCACACAGUCAAGACACUGAGGAACAACAAGACCAACAUGGUGGAGACGAUGGAACAGUACAAGUUCUGCUAUGAAGUGGCUUUAGAGGCUCUGAACUCCUUCUGAUCCGACGCGUCUCCGCUGCAGACGCCUCCUCCCGGAGACCCACGGAGUGAAAAACAGCUUCUUGUUGAGCUGAGCUCAACCUGGGAGAGCGUGUGUGUGCAUCCUUUUGGUGUGCCUGUGACCUGUACAGAGGAUGGGGGGAAAGCCGCCAACAAACACACUCAAUGUUUUGUGUGUGCAUUUGCUUCAGCAAGACAAUGGACUUUACAUGCUUGUAUAAAGAGAAAUUAUGUUAAAACAUUGAGAUGUUUUAAAAAAAAAAAGCCAAUUUUUUUCCCCUUGUUUUCUUUCUCUUUCCUCUCUGCCAGGCUGUGAUGUGACUAAUGUACAGUAUUUCCUUUUUAGAUAUAUUCUACGCCUUGAAUGUUGUCUCCCUCUGAAGGCUCGAAGCACACUGGAAGGUUUUACAGAAUGAACGUCAGCUUAAAAUAAAAGAAAUCACAUUUUUUAGAGCACAUUUGCUCUUUGACUGAAACAAACUGUUACUAAUGCAACAAAAUUAGUUUUACCAGGUCAGAAAACGAUAACUGCAGAACAUGGAUCAACAUGUCCUACGUUUGAAGGCCAAAGCAACUGAAUUUCUUCUCUUUCUGGGUACAGUGAUGAAGAGCGAGUCUUCCAGUGUGCGUCCUCUCUUUCUGUAAAUAAGAUAAGGCAACCACAGUCAAACAAACAAACACCAGAACAAAAUUAUUUCACUGCAGCUCUGAAAAGCUGUUUGUCAUUUUCAUUCAUUUAUAAUUUGGUGUUUUCUUUCUACAUCCUGUACAUGUAUGAAAAUAAGAUUUUUUUAUAUUUUGCAUUUUGCUUUUCAGCUGCUGGAACAGGAUGCGGGUGCUUGAUUGUUAUGAUAAAAAAAAAAGUAUCUGUUUUGGAAAGAGUCUUUCUUCUAUCCAGCUAUCAGUGAUGCAUUUGCAUGUGUGACACUUUGAGCUUAGUGGAAAGGUGUAAAUAUGGAGAGAGGAAACCUUUUUCGCACUAUUUUUGCAAUGAUAGAUGGAUUUGAUCCAUUCAAGAUAUGUGCUCACCAAGUCUGAUCAGAAAGAAAUUUACUCUGUUAAGUGUCCUUGAUUUCCAUCCGAUUAUUAAGCCAUGCUCUGAGGUUUUAGAGGUGAAGUUUCCGUUUCAACCCUCCACUUUCUAAUCAUCAAAAUGACAAAGAUAUGGUUCACAUUUAUUUUUACUCUGCAACACGGAGAGCUGGUUUAAAAACUCAGACUUUAUUGGGUAGAAAAUCAUUUCAGCCUAUCAACAGAGAACCUACAUGAGGGAAAUGUGGAGCUAACAAGAACAGAGACCGCAGGUGUCUGUUCCCUCCCACUUAGUCAGGGGGAACAGAUGCCCCCUGUUGGCGUUAACAGACUUUACAUACCAGGACACAAUAAAAAUGUCCGUCUUUACCAGGAUCUAAGAUGAUUCAAAAAUAUGCAGAAGUCAACCAUCUGCUGAAAGGGGACAGCAAUGACACGCACAUGUCUGCUAAUGCGCUAAUAGCAGAGCUAAUAUUUCCUCAAGCUUUUUAUCUAACUAUAAAAACAUUUAGUGCAAUUUGAUUUUUUUUGAUAAAUUCUAAAGCUAAUUUACUUUCCAACCUUCAGUUGAAUGAAGUUUAGGUUACCGACUGUUACAAAUUCUUCAGGUUGGUAGAUGUUUGUAUUCAUGCUCUCAUUUUGAAGUGAGCACAGACGGUUUACGUUGCAGACGGUUCGGUUUUCUCUCCCCACGUUCUUUUUCCCCCCUAAAAACUAUUUCAAAUUAGAAACAUAAUAAAGUAAUGUUACUUCAAGAGGAUUAUACAACAUGCAAAUCAUGAAAACAUUAAAUUUGUGCUCAGGAAUUGUAAUUCUUCCAGAGCAUAUACAAAUCUAGUUAGCGCUUUAGCAUCAGGUUAGCACAACUAACAUUUUAGCUACCGUAGUUGUGCUAACUAUAAAGCACACGUUUUCAGUCUGAAAGCAGGAUUACACGUUUUUUGUUCUCAAAACUUUUGCUUACGUUUUCAUUUUGAAAGCAGGACUUCAUGUCUUUCUUAAAUCUUGGAACAUUUACCCAAACCUUUGUCCUCGUAAUCUUGCAGAACUCUGCUCGCUUAAGAAACAUUGUCUGCUUGACUUUGGAACCAUGCUGGGUGCGUUUGUUUCCUUCUAGCGGGUUUGCCUGUGUGGUGACUAUUGAUUGUGGCAACCUGCGCCACCCACUGGAUGUAGGGAGUUAGCUAAGUGAACAAACUCCUGCCUAAUAUCAGUAGGCUGUUAACGAUCAGUAGCAUACUGCUAGUGGAUGUUUCGUAUAACAUGGAACAGAAAGCUGAGGCCGUUGUUUCUCCCUACAUCCAAUGGGUGGCGCAGGUUGCUACAACCAAUAGUAGCCACACUAUGGCUACUCAGUGUGGCUGGGUGCUUUUGUUUCCUUCUACCGGAAACAAAUGGUACAACACUUUCAUUCUAUUGGCUGAGAAGUUGCCAGGUGACUGUGCCAAAAGGCAGUUCCUUGUUUUGUAAGCAAGCAGAGUCCAAGCAGAGACUAAUUGUGAGUGCGAGAAGUUUUGAGUACAAGUGAACGACUUGAUCAACUUGAAUUAAAAAAAAACCUAGGAGAAACAAAUGUCUGCAAACACAUUUAAACAGAAGCAACUUUGUAAGGAAGAGUAGCUGAGAAUUUCCUUCACAACACUUUGUGAUUACUGAAAUGACUGGAUCUACGUAUAACUUCUUCAUUUUGGCAUAUUUGUUUUACUAAUUGUGGUGGUUUUAAGGCGUUUUUAUACAUUUGAGGUCAGAUUUCUGUAUUUGUUUUUCUUGUUUCCUGAAAUCUAAAACAUUAACACUGAAACGGGGAUUUUCCUCCUAACCCAACUUUACCUUAAGCCUUUUAGAACCAGAAAGUAUAUAAUUCACUCCUGUGUUGGUUAUUUUAUUCAGAAAUUUCUCAUAAUUGAAUGAUUUGAACAACAAAAAUAUGUUCAUAAUCAAAAAAGCAGCAAAGCUCACUCUGCAAACCAUGUAAAAGAAUAUGACAGUCUUUGUUUACGUUCUCCUUCCCCCCCAGCUUGAGUCCAUCUGGACUUAUUAUGGACCUAUUGAGACAGAUUAUAACAGUUCUAUACUGAAGACAGCGUGAAUGACAGAAAUCUUUUCCCAUUUUUAUUUUUACAGAAGCUUUAUUUUACUUUAUGUGCUUGAUUCACGACUCUUGUACUAUAUUUUGUUUCUGAUCCAUUCAUUGUGAGGUUUUGUCCUGAAUUUGUACAUUUCUUUUGUAAAAUUCUUACUCUGAUGAUUAUUUGUCAAGCAAAGUGCUGUUUCGAUCUGGUGAUGCCAUUUUCAUUGGUUGUUUAGUUGUUUGAAAUGUGGUUAACAGUAAAUAAAGGGACCAAAACACUGAA
Poeciliopsis prolifica (blackstripe livebearer) is the source of this 8371-nucleotide messenger RNA. RefSeq names its product receptor-type tyrosine-protein phosphatase T-like. The record is from RefSeq and is a predicted model, not a curated record. Gene Ontology annotation, molecular function: protein binding; protein tyrosine phosphatase activity. Gene Ontology annotation, cellular component: membrane. Gene Ontology annotation, biological process: protein dephosphorylation. Lineage: Eukaryota; Metazoa; Chordata; Actinopteri; Cyprinodontiformes; Poeciliidae.